This is a messenger RNA of Nylanderia fulva, 510 nucleotides long. Its product is annotated as histone H3. Gene Ontology annotation, cellular component: nucleosome. NCBI's taxonomy places the organism in Eukaryota, Metazoa, Arthropoda, Insecta, Hymenoptera, Formicidae. The record is from RefSeq and is a predicted model, not a curated record. Gene Ontology annotation, molecular function: DNA binding; structural constituent of chromatin; protein heterodimerization activity.
CGGAACGCGUUAAUCUGACGAAGCGCUUUGAAGAUAUUUGGACGUUACGUUAAAUACAAUGGCACGUACCAAGCAGACUGCUCGCAAAUCGACAGGAGGAAAAGCUCCUCGCAAACAGCUCGCCACUAAAGCCGCAAGGAAAAGCGCUCCAGCUACCGGCGGUGUGAAGAAGCCUCAUCGUUAUAGGCCCGGUACCGUGGCCCUUCGUGAGAUCCGUCGUUAUCAAAAGAGUACGGAAUUGCUUAUCCGUAAAUUACCGUUCCAGCGACUCGUUCGUGAGAUCGCUCAAGACUUUAAGACUGAUCUGCGUUUCCAAAGUUCUGCCGUAAUGGCUCUUCAGGAGGCUAGCGAAGCAUAUCUUGUAGGAUUGUUUGAAGAUACCAACUUAUGCGCUAUUCAUGCUAAACGAGUCACUAUCAUGCCUAAGGACAUUCAAUUGGCACGUCGCAUUCGUGGCGAGCGAGCUUAAGCGAAGCUAAUCAACAAACAAUCGGCCCUUUUCAGGGCCAA